UAUAUAUAUACACACACACACAUACAUACAGAGUUGGGAGGGUUACUUUUGAAAUGUAUUCCACUACAGAUUACAGAAUACAUGCUGUAAAAUGUAAUUUGUAACGUAUUCCGUUAGAUUACUCAAGGUCAGUAACGUAUUCUAAAUACUUUGGAUUAUUUCUUCAGCACUGGUAGAUUUUUUCACUUGUUUUGACUAUAAAAAAUAUGCCAGUACAGAAAGACAAAAUACACGUUAAAAAUACAUUCUCUGAAAAACCUAAAUAUCUUAUGCAGCGUUGUUUCUAAAACAAGAUUAAUCUAAUUGAUUUUGUUUUAAGGAUUUUUAGAUAUUUUUACAGGAAAACAAUACAAAAAUUAUCAUCAAGAAUAUGAUUUUUGCCCUAAUAUCAAAGGUCUUACUAGAAAAAAAUUAAUUAUGAUCCAACGUGAACUUUCUUGAUAAAAAAUAUGAUCGCACCUGGUAACGUGCAUGUUAAAUGGCUAGAAAUAGCAUUUUAGCUUAGCGUAAAGCUGACAAUUUACACAAGUUUUAUUUUUUAUUUCUUCUGCACCAAACUUACUUCAAACUUACUUCUCUGUCUGCUCGUAUGAAUGUAACACAUCAUAAGAAAGUGUUUCACCGCUGUUCAAAUGCACUUUGGAUUGCAUCAUUUAUAUGUAUAAAUGUUUUCCAUCUGAAAGGACUAAAUAUUAAAUGAAACAAAUGACAAUAAAAUGCAAAGUAAUCUCUUCAGUAAUCAAAAUACUUUUUGAAUGUAACUGUAUUCUAAUUACCAAUGAUUUAAAUUGUAACUGUAGUGGAAUACAGUUACUUAUAUUUUGUAUUUUAAAUGCGUAUUCCCGCUACUUGUAUUUCGUUACUCCCUGACCCUGUAUAUAUAUACACACACACACAAGGGAAAAGUCAUAAUUGUGGUGGUAGUCAACAUAGGGCUGCAAAUGCUGUUGAUUGACUUUAGCCUAUUGAAAAUGGAACAUUGCUUUAAAUUAUGAAUAUCGUGCACAAUGCAGAAACUGCUAUGGUACAACAAUGGCUUUAUCUUUCUAUUUCUUCAUGUUAUGUGAAUAGAGAGAGAGAGAGAUUUACUUUAUAUUGGCCAGUCCUCAGUCUUGAUCCAGCGGCGCUAGGACCGCGCAUUUGCGCAAUUGCUAAUUCUAUUCGUGUGAGUGAAAAAGUUCAGAGAAACUUCGCCUACCUACAACCUCAAAAAGUUCUCUGACAGCCUCGACUAUCGGUAUGAACGAGUGGAGAGAAUGCUGUCGAAAUGUGCGUCCGGCGAGGUUUUAUGUGUUAAUAGGAGGGCUUUAAUGUAACUGAACCGCUGAGCGCAGUUUGGACCGCGGACGCAGAGAUGAGCGCGGUUACGCUGUCCAACGGACCCCGGAGAGAGGUGUCUGCUACAGAAGAGCGUCUAGGGCCCAUGCGUCUGAGUCAGGAGCCCAUACAGGUGUUACUGGUGUUCGCUAAAGAGGACAGUCAGAGCGAUGCUUUCUGGUGGGCGUGCGAGCGGGCGGGGUUCAGGUGUAACAUCGCACGAACACCUGAAUCUGCUGUGGAGUGUUUCCUGGAUAAACACCACGAGAUCAUCAUCAUUGAUGGGCGGCACUCACGCUACUUUGAGGCCGAAGCCGUCUGCAGGAUGAUUCGAGCGACCAAGCCUUCAGACCACACAGUCCUUUUAGCAGUGAUGCCACAAGCUCCCUCAGAUCAGGAAGAGCCAUCUGUUCUCCCUCUUCUCUCUGCUGGCUUCUCCAGAAGUUACAUGGAGAACAGCAGUGUAUCAGCGUGCUAUAAUGAGUUAAUCCAGUUAGAGCAUGGUGAGGUGCGUGCUCAGUUCAAACUAAGGGCUUGUAACUCAGUGUUUACAGCGUUAGAACAGUGUCAGGAAGCCGUGGAGAUCAGCAGUGAAGAUCACAUCAUACAGUAUGUUAAUCCAGCAUUUGAAAAGAUGAUGGGCUUCCAAAGAGGAGAGCUGAUCGGGAAAGAGUUGACAGAACUGCCCAAGAGUGACAAAAACAGCGCCGACCUGCUGGACACCAUCAACACCUGCAUCAAGAAAGGAAAGGAAUGGCAGGGGAUCUAUUUCUCACGGAAGAAGUCAGGUGACAGUAUUCAGCAAUAUGUCAGAAUCACUCCUGUGAUUGGCCAAGGAGGAAAAAUUCGCCAUUUUGUGUCCAUCAAGAAGCCUUAUAGUGACAACCACAAACAGGUUCAUAAAUUCAGCCGAGAAGAGAAAGGCUGUGAACACUCCCAAUCAGAAUGCAAUUCCUUGCGUCACAAAGACCGGAGGAAAGAAUCCGUGGAUGUCAGAUCCAUCAGCUCACACAGCAGUGAUGCUCCCAGUCUACAGAAUUGCAGAUAUUCCUCAAUGGCCCGUAUUCACUCCAUGACUAUUGAAGCUCCAAUCACUAAGGUGAUAAAUAUCAUAAACGCAGCACAGGAGAGUAGUCCCGUGACAGUGGCGGAAGCUCUGGAUCGUGUUUUGGAGAUCUUGCGGACCACUGAACUCUACUCACCCCAACUGGCCUCAAAAGAGGACGACCCUCACACCAAUGACCUGGUGGGGGGACUUAUGAGUGAUGGACUCAGAAGGUUGUCGGGGAAUGAGUAUGUCUUCUCCAAAAGUGCUUUACACAAUAUGAGUCAGAGUCAGCUGGCAGUGCCUGUCCCAUUAAACGACGUCCCGCCCUCAAUCGCAGAGCUGCUGAACGAGGAAGAGCACUGGGAAUUCAACAUCCUGGAGCUGGAAGCAGCCACGCACAAGAGGCCCCUCUCAUAUCUGGGUCUGAAGAUCUUCACUGCUUUUGGUGUGUGUGAGUUUCUGAACUGCACAGAAGCCACCCUGCGCUCAUGGCUACAGGUGAUCGAGGCGAAUUAUCAUGCCUCAAACUCUUACCACAACUCAACACACGCUGCUGAUGUUCUGCAUGCCACUGCAUACUUCCUGCGCAAGGACAGAGUCAAGGGCAGUCUUGAUCAAUUGGAUGAAGUUGCAGCGUUAUUAGCAGCAACAGUCCAUGACGUUGAUCACCCAGGUCGAACCAACUCGUUCCUGUGCAAUGCAGGGAGUGAACUGGCCAUCCUGUACAACGACACAGCCGUCCUGGAGAGUCAUCACGCCGCUCUCGCAUUCCAGCUUACCGUACGAGACAACAAGUGUAACAUAUUCAAAAACAUGGAGAGGACUCAGUUUCGAACCCUACGACAAGCCAUAAUAGACAUGGUGUUGGCCACAGAAAUGACGCGACACUUUGAGCACGUCAACAAGUUUGUAAACAGCAUCAACAAACCCAUGAGUGCUAUUGAGGAGACAAGCUCCAAUAGUGAAGGCAGUGAUUGUGAGAGUCAGGCCAGUAUUCGCAAUUCUCCUGAAAAUCGUCUGUUAAUUAAACGGAUGCUGAUUAAAUGUGCCGAUGUGGCCAAUCCCUGCAGACCUCUUGAGCUCUGUAUCGAAUGGGCAGGACGCAUUUCGGAAGAGUACUUCGCUCAGACUGAUGAGGAGAAAAGACAAGGUUUGCCGGUUGUCAUGCCUGUGUUCGAUCGGAAUACCUGCAGCAUUCCCAAAUCCCAGAUCUCCUUUAUCGACUAUUUCAUCACAGACAUGUUUGAUGCCUGGGAUGCCUUUGCCAGUUUGCCAGGCUUGAUGGAGCACUUGACGGUCAACUACAAAUACUGGAAGAACUUGGAUGAGAUGAAGUGUAAAAGCCUGCGACCUCCGCCUCCUCCAUGACCCUGAUGAACCCUACCCUCCUUGGCUGAAAGAUUCAUUCUUCUCCCUCACUAUCUAAGGGCUCUCCUGCUGGCAUGCCAUUAUGACCUCAUGAUGACAUAAUUAGGGAUGGGUCAUGCUCUGAGAACUGAAUUAGACAUGGACAGGUUUGAUUAGCGAGUG
Molecule: messenger RNA, 3895 nt
Organism: Myxocyprinus asiaticus (Chinese sucker)
Lineage: Eukaryota; Metazoa; Chordata; Actinopteri; Cypriniformes; Catostomidae
Product: high affinity cAMP-specific and IBMX-insensitive 3',5'-cyclic phosphodiesterase 8B-like
Exons: 23
Coding region: 1355-3733 (792 amino acids)
Biological process (GO): signal transduction; regulation of DNA-templated transcription
Molecular function (GO): 3',5'-cyclic-AMP phosphodiesterase activity
Source: RefSeq, a predicted model, not a curated record